This is a messenger RNA of Penicillium oxalicum, 429 nucleotides long. RefSeq lists its product as uncharacterized. Lineage: Eukaryota; Fungi; Ascomycota; Eurotiomycetes; Eurotiales; Aspergillaceae. Gene Ontology annotation, molecular function: RNA binding; RNA nuclease activity. Bases 1 to 429 code for a protein of 142 amino acids. The record is from RefSeq and is a predicted model, not a curated record. The transcript is spliced from 2 exons.
AUGUUCUUCAACACCAAGUCCAUUGUUCUCUUCGGUCUCAUGGCUCUGACUUCGGCUUCCCCCGUGGCUGAGUUCAGCAAGCGCGCAAAGCUCGGUGACUUCAAGUGCCCGGAUGGUACGACCAUCUCCGAGAGCGAUAUCCGAACAGCCUACCACGAGUGCCGUCGGGUCGAUGAUCGCACCUAUGGACGGUACCCAGCCUACUUUGGUAACCAGGCCGGUAACGGCAAAGUCUUUUCCAACAUCCCCGACGGCACAGAUUUGCGAGAGUUCCCCAUUGUCAUUGGCGGAGGACCAUACACUGGUGGUGAGCCUGGCGCGUACCGCGUGGUCACCGACUACAAGGAUAACCGUGGUGAUUUCCGCGGAGUGAUGCAGCACACCGGUGCUACUGUCGGGGGCGCCUAUACGGCCUGCGAAAAGGUGUAA